CGUCGUUGCCUUCUUGCGACCGUUGGCUUGCUUGGUGUGUGUCGUCCUUACGUGUUGCGCCACCCACAACCACCCACGCAUCUCACAUCAACAACCACACCAAAAGCGAGCUCCUUCAUCAUCAAAGCCCCCAUAACAACACCAAUAACCAACCAACGCACCGCUUUGUUGUGUGUGCGUGUGCGUGUGUGUCUGAGCGGUGGCUGCUGCUGCUGCUGCUUCCAUCCAUCCAAACAAACAAACGAACACGCAAACAAACACCCCACAAACGCCACUUCUCCGCUGGCUCUGACAACCAGCAUCAUGGCACCACCACCACGUCAAUGGUGUUGGGCCUUGGAUUUCCUCCUACUCUCACUCUUGUUGCUCGCCACAACUCCAAGCCAAGUGGAUGCCUUCAACAGCGAGUGUGGAGCAAACUACAGCCCUGAUUCGCCGUGCGCACACUCCUGCUGUGCUGAUUACGAGUUUACGUCAAACACAUGCAUCGAGGAUGCCACGGCCCCGAUGGGAUACCGGUGCGGCUGCUCUUCCCCAUUUGUCUCAGCAGACAGCGACACAGAAUGCGUCUGCCAGGCAUCCUGCGCCUCUGGAACAAUCUCGGCCGACUGCUCGCGGUGCGAGUGUGAGCCGAACCAAGGCUGCAAGGGUGGCCGAUGUCGACGCUACAUCACGUCGACUGGGGAUGAGCCCUUGGCUUGGUUCGACGACUUCCCGCCCACGUGCACCAACUGCCAAUGCCUUGACAUCGACUGCAACACGACAUACUCAAACGCCUGGCCAGACAGUAUUGGCUACUGCCGAUGCCUCAGCGCGCAGGCGACAUGUGAUGUGUUUGGAUGCCAGAGCGGACACAUCUUGUAUGGGCGCUUCAUCCGCCUCUUUCAAGAGUCCUGCGAAGAAUGCGUUUGCAAUGAAGCGCAACCCGCGUGCAGUCAGCCCGGCAUCAACCUCGCCGAUAUCCGUGACGACUGGGUGUUUGAGGGCAGCUUGGACUGCACGAGCGGCGACCCGGAGCCAUUCACCCUCACGGAUCUCCGGUGGGAGGACGGGCAGGUGACGGCGUCCAUCUACACAACAGUGUCCGGCCACAUUGGCGGAUGGAAACUCCGGUCAUCGUUCUUCAACAACGACACAGGCUGCGUAUACCUUGAUAGGGAAUCAGGCUGGGUGAUCAACCCAAACAAUGGUGAUGACGUGAAGAGAUACAGCCAGGUGAGCUUGCGCGGUCAGUUUUACAACGACGGCACGACGCUGCGGUUUGAUGGCCUCAUCCCGGAAUGCAAGAGCUCCCCACUCGCAUCCUCGCUCGCAGCGCCUUGCGACUACAAUACGGAAUACAGGAACUAUCGCGGCAUCUGCACACCUCUCAGCGACUGCGGUGUUGGCUACCAGAUUCUCACGCCUGCCACAGAAACAACGGACAGGGUCUGUGCGCCGUGCACCACAGGCACGUUUGCAGAUUCGCUCAACCAGGACGAGUGCACUGCUUGGACCAACUGCGUGCCCGGCAACGAGGAAUCGGUUGCGCCAACGAGCUCAAGUGACCGUCAGUGCAUUCCAUGUGGAAGUGGAACGUACUCUGACACGGUGAAUGCGGAGUCGUGCACAUCGCACAAACAGUGCCCGACUGGCGAGGCGGAGGUUGUGGCCCCAACGCCAUCCUCUGAUCGCGUCUGCAGCACCUGCGAUGGCGUGAACACAUAUGAGGCGCCCGAUGGGGACGGAUGCAUCGACAUCUCGCGCUGUGAUCCCGGUACUUACGAGACAGCCGACCCCACACUCUCCUCUGACCGGAUGUGUGCGGCGUGCCAGAGCGGCAAGUACCAGAGUCAGCCAGACGAAGAAGAGUGCAUCCCCUUCACCACGUGCCACGCAGGCUCCUUUGUCACCCUGCUGCCCACAUCCAGCUCCGACAGGGUCUGCCAGGCAUGCGACGGUGUUCUGCGGUAUCAGAACGAAACGAAUGCGCUCUCGUGCAAGUCUGUGACGACGUGUGGCUCUGGUCAGGAGGAGGCGGUGCCGCCGACGCCAGCCAGCGAUCGGUCGUGCGUCAACUGCGUUCUCGGCGAAACCUUCAAGGUGGAGGCUGGUAGCUCCACACGUUGCAACAAUGUGACCACGUGCGAUGCAGGCACCCAGGAGAAUACUGCGCCAACCAUCUCCUCAGACCGCCAAUGCGAGCCAUGCCCAAGCGGAUCAUACAAGGAAACAGCAGGCAACUUCCCCUGCCGCGUAUCACCGCAGUGCUCCAUUGGCAAAUAUGAAACGAAGGCAAUCACGCCCACGUCCGCACGCGAAUGCACGCUCUGCGAACUGGGCACGUACAAAGCGACAAUCGGGCCGGAAGCGUGCUCCGUGUGGACAGAGUGCAACGCUGACCAGUACGAGAGCGUCAGCCCAGACGCCAGCACCAACAGGAAAUGCACAGAUUUGACGGUGUGCGGUGCCGAUGAAUUUGAGCUUGAGGCGCCCACAGAGACGCGCGAUCGCGUGUGUGCGGACUGUAGCGUGUGCCCGCCAACCCAUGAGGAAACCAUGCCCUGCACCGACACUUCAGAUACAGUGUGCCUGGAGUGCAAGACGUGUCCGCCCGAAGAAUACCUUGUUGUGCGCUGCUCCAACUCCACAGACGGAGUGUGCGGCGCGUGUGACACCUGUGGGUCGGGCCAGUACGAGAUCAGCCCAUGCAAGGACAGUCGAAACCGCGUGUGCGCGGACACAACCCCGUGCACGGAAACACAGUUUGAGUAUCAGCCCCCCACCGUCACGACAAACCGUGUCUGCACCAACUUCACGGUGUGCACGCCAAACGUGCAGUACGAGGCUGUUGCUCCCACAGCGACAGGCGACCGCAUGUGCGAAGACAUCAGCCCGUCGUGUUCUGCUGGUUAUGAGCAGACACAGGAUCCUUCGUCCACAACUGACAGGGAAUGCCGCAUGUGCCCUGCUGGGACGAUUGAUCACGACAGCGAUCCACUGACACCGUGUGUUGGCUGCCCCACUGGCACGCACGUGCUUGCUGGAUCUUUCGGAGAAUGCUCGCAGUUUGAAUGCGUUCCUGGCAAAGCGGAUUUGGACAGAAACGCUAGCACCCAUUGUGAAACGUGUCCGAGUGGAACGUUCCAGAACCUUCAUGGGCAGACCGAAUGCAACCCAUGGUCCAGCUGUCCACCAGGAACACAGGCCGUGCCAGGCUCUGCCUCCACCGUGAACGAUCGCCAGUGCGCUUCGUGCGAUUUGGGCGUCACCUUCAGCGACACCAACACCACCGCGGAGCCCUGCCGUGACGUGACGGUGUGCCCAGCCGGCUAUCACGAAGACACACCACCAACCCUCACAUCAGAUCGUGUCUGCGUCCCCUGCCCAAGCGGCACGUUCUCUGCCACGGUGGGCCAGGGCCUGUGCCACGAGUGGCACGUGUGCGAGGCUGGCAGGGGCGAAACAACUGCGCCAACGUCCUCUAGUGACCGCGUGUGUUCGCUGUGCCAGUUGGGCACCACCUACCAGCCGCACGACAACGCCACCACGCCGUGUCUCGUCGUGUCAGAGUGCAACCCCGGGUUUGAGGAAACUGAAGCCCCAACCCUCUCCACGGACCGGGUGUGCCAGCAGUGCGUGCUCGGCGAGACGUUCAAGGCCGGUGUGGGUGAAGGUGACUGCCAGCUUGUCAGCUCUUGCCCACCUGGAAAGGAGCAGAAAACAGCACCAACGCUGUCCACAGAUCGAGAGUGCCAACAAUGUCAGCUGGGCGUGACCUUCAAGGCGCUCGCUGGACAGGCGCCAUGCAUCACCACAACGGCCUGUGGCCCCGGAAAGUACAUGACCGUUGCGCCAACAAGGUCGUCUGACCGCCAGUGCAUGACGUGUGAGUCUGGCAAGUUCAAGUCGAGCGCCUCCAACCAGGACCCGUGUCUCCUUGUCCGCCCGCCAUGCGAGGAAGGGGAAUACCAAUCACGCAACCCCACUCCGAGCUCUGACCGGGAGUGCAGCGCCAUCUCCACGUGUGCAGAGGGCUACUUUGAGUUUCUGCCCGCAACAGCAACAUCCGACACGCAGUGCGAGCAGUGCCGUCAGUGCCCGGAGCAGCACAUUCAAAUUGCCCCAUGCAACCGCACCACAAACACACAGUGUGAGGGGUGUAGUUCGUGUCCGUCGGGUCACUUUGCGUCCCGCGCAUGCACAACGUUCAAUGACACCGUGUGCAAGGUGUGCUCCUCGUGUGCACUGGACGAGCAGUAUCAUCUGCAGCCAUGCACGGAGACAAGUGACACCGUGUGCGCACCUCGCAGCACGUGCCAACCUUGGCAGUACGAUGCACGGGAGCCCAACAGCGUGCUUGAUCGCCUGUGCACCAACAUCACUGCCUGCAAGCAAGGCGAGGAGUACGAGACCGCAGAACCUACGGCAACAAGCGACCGCGUGUGCUUGCAGGCAACGGAAUGCGAGCUGGGGACGGAGCUGGUGAGUCCGCUCACGCCCACAUCCGACCGCGUGUGUCGUGCGUGCCCACGCGGCUUCGCUGACCACGACCUGGACCCGAGCACACCAUGCGAGGCGUGCGCUGUUGGCACGUACAGUGACGAGCAGCAGUAUGGGCGGUGUGAGCAGUGCCGUCUUGGCACAAGCGAGGAAGACGCCGACCCUCGCACGCCGUGCACGACUUGCGAACCAGAGUCUUACCAGAACAGGAUUGUUCAGGUUGGCUGCAUGUCUGCGCGCGUGUGCGGCGUUGGGUUUGAGGAGGCCCUGUCACCAACAGUGACCUCGGAUCGCGUGUGUGUUGCGUGCAGCAACCAUACGUUCAAGGCAGUUCCAGGAAACGACAUUGAGUGCAAGCCCUUCAGCAAGUGCGGCCCAGGCACGCAGCUCGUCUCACACGGCACAGCGACACACGACACGCAGUGUGAAGUGUGCCCGCUCGGGAAGUGGAAGGACGAUGACUCGGAAUUCCCCUGCAACCCCGUGCACACGUGCUUUGAUGGCGAAAUCACCGCCAUCCGCCCAACACCUUCAUCUGACCGGGUGUGCAGUGCGUGUGCGUUUGGGACGUAUGCCACGUCGAGGAGCGACGAUGCCGUGUGCGCAGACUGGACCGACUGCAACCGUGCCGUCCAGUUUGAGUUUGUGGCGCCAACAUCAUCCAGCGACAGACAGUGCGCUGAUCUGAGGACGUGCACGGAGACGCAAUACGAGGAUGCAGCGCCAACGGCGACAACAGACAGAGUGUGCCGCGCGCGCUCUGAGCUGCACACCUUCCGCGUGUGGAUGAAUGCGAGCUACGUGGAGUAUGCGCUUGCCUCGCCAUCCCACGAACUGGAAUCGGCGCUCGAGUCCACCUUGCGGGAGCGCGUGGCGGCUGUGCGCGGAUACGUCGAAGUUGUGCUGGAAGAAAAUUCCGUUCUCGCUGAAGACCGGACAGUUGCCAAUGUGUCCGCGCGCUCCGUGGCCGCACGUGCCCAGGUGGAGGCGCUGGGCGAGUUUGAGGUUGAGGUUCAAGGCACAGCCAUCCUCUCUGUGCUGUACACGGAGGACGAGGCCAUUGCGGCUCGCAUGGGCACGUAG
Salpingoeca rosetta is the source of this 5565-nucleotide messenger RNA. RefSeq lists its product as uncharacterized. The record is from RefSeq and is a predicted model, not a curated record. NCBI's taxonomy places the organism in Eukaryota, Choanoflagellata, Craspedida, Salpingoecidae. Gene Ontology annotation, molecular function: protein binding; antigen binding. Bases 304 to 5565 code for a protein of 1753 amino acids. The transcript has 34 exons. Gene Ontology annotation, cellular component: CD40 receptor complex; external side of plasma membrane. Gene Ontology annotation, biological process: positive regulation of blood vessel endothelial cell migration; defense response to protozoan; inflammatory response.